Talaromyces proteolyticus is the source of this 1121-nucleotide messenger RNA. Its product is annotated as translation machinery-associated protein 16. The record is from RefSeq and is a predicted model, not a curated record. NCBI's taxonomy places the organism in Eukaryota, Fungi, Ascomycota, Eurotiomycetes, Eurotiales, Trichocomaceae. The transcript has 3 exons. Gene Ontology annotation, cellular component: nucleus. Bases 377 to 922 code for a protein of 181 amino acids.
UCGAGAUAUAGAAUAAAGGCUGUCGGAGAAGAAAAAGAGCUUGUCCAGCACUCCAAGAGAACAAUCCAACAAGGGCCACCAACGCACUAACAAAGCACGAAACAUGGAAUGUGAAGGCUUCCAAGGCGACCACCGCUCGACGCGUGAACUAGACGCGAUCCGCCAGCGCGACGGCUCUGAUUGGCUUCCGCCUUUGGUACGCUAGAUGGCUCUCACCGCCUUGGGCGAUUCUGCUGGAGAAAAAAAAGUGCCGAUAAGGUGAACGAGAAUAAUCAGUGUUCGGAUUACCUUGAAUUCCAACAAAAACACAGGUUGUUCAAUACAUUGGGGCUUGAACUCACCAGGAAACGAUAAUUCCUGGAGUAACCACGACAAAAUGCCGAUCAAAAAUCUGAACAAAAUCCAGAAAAAGCUCUCCAAGAAGCGGGGCAAGCUUAAUGCUUUACAUGAGGACAGCCGCAAUGCAAAAUCACUACGCCGCGCUGGAGCACGCGAGGAUCGUAUUGCACGGGUUGUAACCUCUGCAAUGAUAGCGCGACAAAGUUUACUGGAUCGAGUGGCGCACUUUCAAGAAUGCUUGAAGGAGGCUUCAGAACCAUUCACUAUCGCCGACGACGAGAUCGUGCAAUUGAUUCAGAAAUGGAUCAAUCGAGACGAUGAGGAAAUUAAACAACUCCAUGAGGAGCGAAGAAAGGGCCGCCCGCCGAGUAAAAGGGAGGAAAAUCUCCAACAGCGCAAGACGAUCGAAGAAAAAGAAUACAGAUCCGGGUUCUGGAUGCCAGACAUCGCACAACAGGAAGUACGCCAACAAAUGGCACUCUGGAAUGGGGAAUGGUCGAGCCUCAGCUCGAUGAAAUUCAUCAGGUUUGCGGAGGGUGGCGUGAAACAGGCUUCGACAUUCCCACCGAAGGGCUUAUCAUGACCGUAAUGACUACACAUACACUCACGAUUUCAUAGCUGUAAAUAUUCAAAUAAUACCAUGAAGCUUCCACAAUGGUAGCUAACCAGUUGGUUAUUUUGCAUUUUACUAAUUCUAAUAUAAGAAAUAUAGAAGAUAUAGAUGAUAAUAUUUAUACUGGGCAAAUAGUACAUGCAAGUAUUAAAUCAGGAGAUACUAAUAU